AUGGAGAGCCCAAGUACGCCGAGCAGUGCGAUAUUUAUCAAGAAAGUAAUCGAUUUCCGACCGAAGGGUCAAAUCACUCACUUGUGUUCAAGUAAUGGUGAAAUGUUGCUGGUGAUCGCUGCACGGCAACUUCUUCAUUAUCCACUUCAAAAUACUAGUAGACAAAUUGAUGUUGUUUUGCCAUUAUUAAUGCACGAUCGUAUUGCUUAUGUUCAUCUUAGUCCUAAUGGUCGUCAUGCAAUCAUAAGUACAACUGGUGCCGAUAAUUUUUACUUGAAUUUGAAGCAUGAUUCAGCGAAACAGUUAAGAAAAUUGAAAGGACAUGUGGUAAGUUCCGUAGGUUGGAAUAUGGAAAUUUCGACCGAUAACGAAACAGGUUUCAUCGUUCUGGGUACCACGAAGGGUUCUCUCUUUGAAUCAUCUGUCAUUACAAGUGGAACAGUUGCCUAUGUUCGUGAACUGACCAGUAAUUUAAGCGGAGUAAAAGAUUUGUCUGUGACCGGAAUUGAAAUGUGUCAAUGUGAGGACGAAAAUCAAAAAGCAAAGUGGGCUGUCUUUGUGUGUCUUCCUGGAAGACUGUAUUGUUUGAGCGGACAAACCAAUACGAAGCAUGAUGUUACUGGUGUACAGCCAGUUGUAAGCACAAUUUGGAGCUCUGCGUUUGCUGAACAUAGUCCCGCUGUCUUACAGCCUUUAUUUACAUCAAAAGCACCACUUCGUUUUCAUUCUAUGGAUGAUGGACAACGCAAUUUGCCCAGCGCUUUUGUGGUUUACCCAAAAUUGAGUAAUGAACUACCUACUAUAUUUUGUUGGGUUGGUGCUGAUGGCUACACAUUGGGACGAAUAGAUUUGACCGUUUCAGAAGCAUAUGAUAUGAUUGUUGAAGAAUCACAUAUACAACAUCAAUUAAUGGAUGGACGUUACAGUUAUCCUUUGGAUGUUGCAUUAACCGAAUAUAACGUUCUGCUGUUGUAUAGUAAUCAUAUUGAAGCUAUUUCAUUACUCAAUCAGAAACUAACUUUUGAUGAUACCAUUGGAACGGAUUCUGGUCAAGUAAAAGGAAUGUGCCGUGAUACUGUAUCAGAAAUGAUUUGGGUAUACACUGAUGUAACUGUGUGGAAAUACCGGCCAAAUGAGGAAUUUAGAGACAUUUGGCAGAUCUAUUUGGAACGUGGUGACUAUGGCAAAGCACGUGCUAUCACAAAUAAAUUGAGUAAUCCAGCACCACAUCAGCUAGUUAUUAAGAAAGAAGCCGAAAAAUACAUCGCCGAAAAAAAUUUCACAGCUGCAGCGGAAGUUCUUGCGGAAUCAAUCGAUCCUUUUGAAGUUACAUUACUCAAAUUUUUGUCAACGAAGGAGGAUCGGCGAAAUGGUCUAAAGCGUUUCUUGGAGCUCAAAUUGAAGUCAUUAUCAAAUGUAGAGGAUAAGAUACGACGAGAUGCUUUGGUUCUUUGGUUAUUAGAAGUGCAAUUGACAGAAUUUGCAGAAUUACGUCGAAAUGGAAAGCAAGUGCAGUUGGAAGGGACAGAGUUACCAAGCGAAGAGACAACCAUUGACCAGCAAAUCAAAAAUAUGCGGCAACAAAUUGAAUUAUUUCUUGCUCGUUCUGUUGUUUUAGCAGCAGUUGAAGUAAAUCGUGACGCAGUCUAUCGUCUAAUCACUUCGCAUGCGCAUUUUGAUAUCCAGCUCUAUCUCGCUCAAAAACUAAAAGGUGAUUAUGCUACGGUUGUAAAUGUUUACUUGCUGCAGUCUGACUAUGAGAAAGUUUUGGAGGUGAUACGGAAACAGCACAUUUUGGAGCUUUAUUAUAAGCAUUCUCCAAUGUUAAUCGAAAAAAUACCAACCGAACUAGUAGCAGCUUGGAUCGAGGAAGGUGAGGCACUUGUGUCGGAUCGCUUGUUGCCGGCAUUGUAUCGUUGUCAAGAUGUAUCAAAAACGAAAAUGGUCACUGCUGCUUUGAAAUAUCUCAGUUUCGUAAUAAACGAGAAUUGGGCAAGCCGAGCAAUGCAUAAUUUUAUGAUAACACUCUAUGCUGAGUUCAAGCCGGAAGAGCUAUUGAAUUAUUUCGAAAAAUUUGGUUAUGACGGGAAUUUAGUUCCGUACGAUGUUGAAUAUGCCCUAAGAGUUUGUAUCGAAAAGCAAGCACUGAAGCGAUGUUGUGUUUUUAUGUAUUGUGUUUGCGAACUAUACGACGAAGCUGUUUCUCUUGCCUUGACGAUCGAUGUCGAAUUGGCUAAAACUUGUGCAAAACAAAUGGUGGAACCUAAUGAAAAUGAGUAUGACUUUUUGCUGCCUAGUUUAGAGAAGCCUAAAUUCUCGACAGAGAUGCGACGAAAAGUUUGGCUACAAAUAGCACGACAUGUAAUUGAGAAGCAGGAAGAUAUAGCGGCAUGCGUAAGCCUGCUGAAAGAAUCUGAUAACACCAUCAAGAUACAGGACUUAUUACCAUUCUUCCCAGAAUUCACAACUAUCGAAUAUUUUAAAGGGCCAUUAUGUGAAUGCUUAAAAGAGCAUUCUGGGAAAAUCAAGCAGCUUCAGUCGGAAAUGAGGAAUGCAACAGAAAUGGCACAGCGAAUCCGCAGCAGUAUGGAAAAAACAAAAAAUAAGUGUGUUUCUAAAACUUGA
Molecule: messenger RNA, 2625 nt
Organism: Loa loa (African eye worm)
Lineage: Eukaryota; Metazoa; Nematoda; Chromadorea; Rhabditida; Onchocercidae
Exons: 22
Coding region: 1-2625 (874 amino acids)
Biological process (GO): lysosome organization; endosome organization; organelle fusion
Cellular component (GO): HOPS complex; endosome
Molecular function (GO): protein-macromolecule adaptor activity
Source: RefSeq, a predicted model, not a curated record